AUGUUUGAAAAGAGUCUUUUAUCAAAAAUCUCGAAUAUUAAGAGGGAAAACAUUGAGCGCGCUAGAAAAGAAAGUUUCGAUUGUCGUAAACUUGGUGACGAUUUUGAGCUGAUCUCCGAGAAAUAUCUACCAACUUUACGGGAAAUUAACUCAAAUUUACUGGAUCUUCUCAAUGAUCCAAAUUUGGGUUUCGUUCAAGUGUCAAUCUUUCAUGACUCAACUGAUCCAAAAAUUGAGGAAAAGAGAAUGAUCGAAGAGGUGGAAGAAGAAAGCGAAAAAACGAUGACAGAUCAAGCACUCCAAGCUCCACCACGAUCCACUCGACUCAAAAUAAAAAAGUGUUCUUUUUUUGAUUCAUUGAAACAAUACUCA
Molecule: messenger RNA, 372 nt
Organism: Mesorhabditis belari
Lineage: Eukaryota; Metazoa; Nematoda; Chromadorea; Rhabditida; Rhabditidae
Source: the annotation of a GenBank genome assembly